Molecule: messenger RNA, 4175 nt
Organism: Ananas comosus (pineapple)
Lineage: Eukaryota; Viridiplantae; Streptophyta; Magnoliopsida; Poales; Bromeliaceae
Product: valine--tRNA ligase, mitochondrial 1-like
Exons: 25
Coding region: 733-3906 (1057 amino acids)
Biological process (GO): valyl-tRNA aminoacylation
Cellular component (GO): cytosol
Molecular function (GO): aminoacyl-tRNA deacylase activity; valine-tRNA ligase activity; ATP binding
Source: RefSeq, a predicted model, not a curated record
CUCCUCAGCGUCGCGGCCGCUGCCGCCGCCGACCCUCGCCGCCGCAUCCUCCGUCCUUAGGCAGCCCGUCGCCGCCGGCCCCUGGCUCCCCCGGCCGCCGCCGUCUCCACAGGGGAACCCGAGCUCCAGCCCCUUUGUGGCCGCCGCCGCUGCCGCGCCCUGCCGCCGGCCAAGGGGAGCACCACACUCCUCUCCCCUUCAGCCGCCGACUCCAGCCGGUGCACGCGCCGGCAGCCGGCCGGAAUCGGUGCAGUUCCCUGCACCUUGAGCUAGGGCUCAAAAGUGCCCUCUUUGCGUUUCUCGGAGAUCCAACGCUCCCGAUCUAUCCGAAGUGAGCACGGCGAUCCCCUCGACUUGCUGAACGCCGUGCUUACCUCCAUUUCUGUCGGCGACCCUCCGUCGCAGAGUUUUGGCUCCCCCGCCCCCGGAGCAACUUGGUCGCUGAACUUGGAGAAGCUCUACAGUGCUCCUCGGCUAUCGUGCGCGCUCCGGACAGUGAGCAGAGUUCCGGCACGUCGAGACCUGUCAGCUGGUGCCCUCGCUCCAUCCCGGAAGUGUGCGGAUUUUGGUCCGGUUGGCAUCCCUCGCUUCGCAGGAGUUUGACGUAGUGACGGACGCAGGUGACACGGGUGGGAGCAGUCGGGUCGGUGUGAGGCCGCAGAUAGAGGGCGGAGUUAGCUCCCAACAGACGGUUUGGAGUUUAUUAACUAUUCCAAUUGGUGCGGUUCCAUCAUGGCUCCUCCUGACGAUGAAGGAAAAGCAUUGGAGGGAAAGCUGGAUGAUAAAGAGUUGGAAAGGAAAAUGAAGAAGGAUCAAAAGGCAAAAGAGAAAGCAGAAAAGAAACUAAAAGCUCAACAAAAAGAAGCUGCCAGACUCCAGGCACAAGUGACAUCUGAUGGCUCAAAGAAGAGUGAAAAAAAGCAAAAGAAAAAAGACGCUGAUGACGAGAAUCCUGUGGAUUUUAUUGAUCCAUUGACUCCUCCUGGAGAGAAGAAACUUCUUUCGCACCAAAUGGCCAAGCAAUAUAGUCCCAGUGCUGUAGAAAAAUCGUGGUAUGCGUGGUGGGAAGCAUCAGGCUAUUUUGUGGCCGACAACAGCAGCCCAAAACCGCCUUUUGUAAUUGUUCUGCCGCCUCCGAACGUAACAGGAGCCCUUCAUAUAGGUCAUGGGCUUACUGCUGCCAUACAGGAUACAAUUAUAAGGUGGAGGAGAAUGUCAGGUUACAACACUUUGUGGGUGCCUGGAAUCGACCAUGCUGGCAUAGCAACCCAGGUUGUUGUAGAGAAGAAGCUAAUGCGUGAAAGAAAAUUAACCAGGCAUGAUAUUGGACGUGAGAACUUUGUGUCUGAAGUCUGGAAGUGGAAAAAUCAAUAUGGCGGCACAAUAUUAACUCAAGAACGUCGACUUGGAGCUUCACUUGACUGGUCCCGUGAGUGUUUCACAAUGGAUGAGAAGAGAUCAAAUGCGGUUACUGAGGCUUUUGUUAGGCUAUACAAAGAAGGUUUAAUUUACAGGGAUAACCGCCUUGUUAAUUGGGAUUGCACCUUACGAACAGCAAUAUCUGAUAUUGAGGUUGACUAUAAAGAAAUUAAAGAAGAAACUUUGUUAAAAGUUCCUGGUUAUGACCGUCCAGUUCAGUUUGGUGUAUUGACAUCAUUUGCUUAUCCUCUUGAAGGAGGAUUGGGUGAGAUUAUAGUUGCUACAACCAGGAUAGAGACAAUGCUUGGUGAUACUGCAAUAGCUAUUCAUUCUAAAGACGAGAGAUAUAAACAUCUACACGGAAAAUAUGCAAUCCACCCAUUCAAUGGGAGGAGACUUCCAAUUAUAUGUGAUGAUGAGCUCGUGGAUCCUAGUUUUGGAACUGGGGCUGUCAAGAUUACACCUGCUCAUGAUCCAAAUGAUUUUGAAGUAGGGAAAAGGCAUAAGCUUGAUUUUAUUAAUAUCUUUACUGACGAAGGGAAUAUAAAUAGUAAUGGGGGCUCGGACUUUGAAGGAAUGCCGCGUUUUAAAGCUCGUGUAGCUGUUACUGAGGCAUUGCAGGCAAAGGGUUUGUAUAGGGGUUCUCAGAAGAAUGAAAUGAACCUCGGCAUUUGUUCGAGGAGUAAUGAUGUCGUAGAACCCAUGAUUAAGCCACAGUGGUUUGUCAGUUGUGACAGUAUGGCAAAGCAAGCUCUUGAAGCAGUAAGGUGCAAGAAGAUUGAGAUUAUUCCACAGCAGUAUGAGCAAGACUGGUACCGGUGGCUCGAAAAUAUUCGGGAUUGGUGCAUUUCGAGGCAGCUUUGGUGGGGUCAUCAAAUUCCUGCUUGGUAUGUGACUAUGGAAGAUGACCAGCUUAAAGACAUGGGUUCUUAUAAUGACCACUGGGUGGUUGCAAGAAACAAGGUGGAAGCACUUUCGGAGGCCAAAGGGAGGUUUUCAGGAAAGAAAUUCCAAAUUAAUCAAGAUCCUGAUGUAUUAGACACAUGGUUUUCUUCUGGCCUCUUUCCAUUAUCGGUACUUGGUUGGCCAGAUGAUACAGUUGAUUUUAGGGCAUUCUAUCCUACUUCUGUCCUUGAGACUGGGCAUGAUAUUCUCUUCUUCUGGGUCGCUCGGAUGGUGAUGCUUGGUAUGAGACUUGGUGGUGAUGUGCCAUUUAGAAAGGUUUAUUUGCACCCCAUGAUUCGUGACGCGCAUGGCCGGAAGAUGUCCAAGUCUCUAGGCAAUGUUGUUGAUCCCCUCGAAGUAAUAAAUGGCAUAUCACUAGAAGGCCUCCACAAACGGCUAGAAGAGGGUAAUUUGGAUCCAAAUGAAUUAGCCACUGCAAAAGAAGGGCAGAAAAAGGAUUUCCCAAAUGGUAUUGCUGAAUGUGGUGCUGAUGCCCUCCGUUUUGCCCUCAUCGCUUACACUGCUCAGUCUGAUAAAAUAAACCUCGAUGUAUUAAGAGUGGUGGGGUACAGGCAAUGGUGCAAUAAGUUAUGGAAUGCCAUAAGAUUCGCCAUGGGCAAGCUAGGGGAUAAUUAUACACCCCCCUCGACUAUAGUGGUGCAUUCAAUGCCAUCUGUGUGUAAAUGGAUACUAUCUGUUCUCAAUAAAGCAGUGGCCAAAACUGUAUCAUCUUUAGAAUCGUACAAGUUUUCUGAUGCAACAACAGCUGUAUAUUCGUGGUGGCAAUUCCAACUUUGUGAUGUGUUCAUCGAGGCUAUCAAACCCUACUUCUUUAAUGAUUCAGAAGAGUUUAAGUCUUCUAGAGAAGCUUCUAGAGAUGCUUUGUGGAUAUGUUUAGAUACUGGUUUGCGCCUUUUGCAUCCAUUCAUGCCGUUUGUUACAGAAGAGCUGUGGCAGCGACUUCCUCAGCCGGCAGACACUUGCAGGAAAGAUUCUAUAAUGAUAUCAGAGUACCCUUCUGUUCAAGAGGAAUGGACAAAUGAGCAGAUUGAAAGUGAGAUGGAGAUUGUUAUAGGCACCGUGAGAAAGCUAAGAUCUCUUCGCCCAGCAAACGAUAAAAAUGAAAGGUAUCCAUCUUUUGCACUUUGCCGAGGCAGUGAUAUUGCUGCCACCGUGAGAAGUAAUGAGUUCCAGAUUGUGACUCUUGCUUCUAUAUCAUCUCUGAAGAUCCUUACUGAGGAUGACGCUCCUCCGGCUGGGUGUGCAAUAGAUGUGGUGAAUGAAAAUCUAUCAGUGUACCUUCAACUUCAAGGCGCUCUUAAUGCAGAAGCUGAAAUCGAAAAGCUCAGGAAAAAGAGAGAAGAUAUCUAUAAGCAACAGUCUAUUCUAUCUCAGAAGAUAAAUGCUUCGGGCUACAAGGAGAAAGCACCACAGAGUGUUCAAGAAGAAGACAUGAAGAAGCUCAACUCUCUAAUGGAAGAGCUGAAGAUCAUCUCGGAAGCUGAGAAAGAUUUAGAUCAGCUGAUAGAUGGAGGAAACUGAAGGACUGAAUUACCGUUGGCAAUUUCCCUGUCUUAUUAAACAUUCAUAUAGCAUCAAAAUUUUGUGAUCAUCUUAUUGGAAUUUCUCUGUGUAAUUUUACGGGCAUGAAUGAUGUUUUUCACUAAUUGUCGGCAGGACUUGUUUUACCUUCUCCUUUUAUUUAUAUUAAAUGUUUGUAAGUAAUGCUGACUUCUCAAAAAAUGAUUUUGAGGUUGGUUCUUUGUUUUGGGAUUCCUUCUGAAAGAAAAUUCUCAUGCUGGCUAUUGAAA